AUGUGCCAGAAGAGAAUGACUCUGAGAAACAGCUCCUUASUGACCGAGUUUAUCCUUCUGGGAUUAUCAGAACAAUCAGAGCUCCAGCUCCCUCUCUUCCUCCUGUUCUUGGGGAUCUAUAUAUUCACUGUGGUGGGCAACUUGGGCUUGAUCACCUUAAUUGGGCUGAAUUCUAGUCUUCAUACCCCAAUGUACUUUUUCCUCUUCAACUUGUCCUUUAUAGAUCUCUGUUAUUCCUGUGUGUUUACCCCCAAAAUGCUGAAUGACUUUGUGUCAGAAAACAUCAUCUCCUACAUGGGGUGCAUGACUCAACUGUUUUUCUUCUGUUUCUUUGUCAAUGCCGAGUGCUGUGUCUUGGUAUCGAUGGCCUAUGAUCGCUACGUGGCCAUCUGCAACCCUUUGCUGUACACUGUCAUCAUGUCCCCUCAGGUCUGCUUUUUGCUCAUGAUUGGCUCCUAUGUGAUAGGGUUUGCUGGGGCCAUGGCCCACACUGGAAGCAUGCUGAGACUGACCUUUUGUGAUUCCAAUGUCAUCUGCCAUUACCUCUGUGAGGUUCUCCCACUUCUGCAGCUCUCCUGCAGCAGCACCCACAUCAAUGAGCUUGUGUUCUUCACGGUUGUUGGAGUGGUCAUCACAGUGUCCAGUGUCAGCAUCUUCAUCUCUUAUGCUUUGAUUCUUUCCAACAUUCUUCGAAUUCCUUCUGCUGAAGGACGAUCCAAAGCCUUCAGCACAUGUGGCUCUCACAUAAUUGCUGUAGCUCUGUUUUUUGGGUCUGGGGCGUUUACUUACUUAACAACCUCUUUUUCUGGAUUGAUGGAGGAAGGCAAGUUUGCUUCAGUCUUCUACACCAACGUGGUUCCCAUGCUUAACCCUCUGAUCUACAGUUUGAGGAAUAAAGAUGUUAAACUAGCCCUAGAUAAAACCCUGAAGAGAGUACUCUGCUAAUGAGUCUUUUGUAUCAUUGUCAAUUAAUUUU
Messenger RNA from Urocitellus parryii (Arctic ground squirrel), 976 nucleotides. RefSeq names its product olfactory receptor 8B4. Gene Ontology annotation, cellular component: membrane. Gene Ontology annotation, molecular function: G protein-coupled receptor activity; olfactory receptor activity. Gene Ontology annotation, biological process: G protein-coupled receptor signaling pathway. The record is from RefSeq and is a predicted model, not a curated record. Lineage: Eukaryota; Metazoa; Chordata; Mammalia; Rodentia; Sciuridae.